Molecule: messenger RNA, 808 nt
Organism: Ricinus communis (castor bean)
Lineage: Eukaryota; Viridiplantae; Streptophyta; Magnoliopsida; Malpighiales; Euphorbiaceae
Exons: 2
Coding region: 362-760 (132 amino acids)
Source: RefSeq, a predicted model, not a curated record
GUCUUUAUCUCCUAAAAGAAAUUAAAAAGGAAGGGUUAGUUCGUGCAAACUUCCUUGCCGCCUAGUAGCUAUUAGAAUGAUUAAUUAAUUUUGUUUAGAUCAUUCUGCUGAUAAUACUUUUCAUGUUUAUGGCAAGCUUCCAUAUGAGUUGUCUUCAAGUAUUACAAAACCUAUGUUUGACCAAAUAUAUUGAUUAGCCCUCAUUUCUUAUGAUAUAAAAGGGUACCAAAAUAAGGUCAUUUUGUAAACAAAGACAGGCAGUAACCAACCUGACCAACUUCUCUUCCACUUUCUGUAUAAUUUUAUCUCAAAAGAAAAGAACCCAUCUCAAGAGGAAACCGAACAAUAGUUUUCCAUUUCCAUGGCUUCUUCGUUAUCUUCUUCAUGUUACACAGCUCUGAUAAAGCCAUCUCUCAAGCUCAGUGUUACUCGUCGUCCAGCUUUGCAAGUUCGAGCACAGAGAUUUAGAGACGAAGGGAGGUCACCCAGUGACAUUGUUGAGGCAAAUUUGAGUGUCUUGAAAGAGAGAAUACAGGAGGUUAAGAUGAAGGAGAGGCUUGAGAGAUGUUGCAGAUGUGAACAUGGGUGGAACUAUGCAUCUGGGUAUAAUUACAAGCUCAAAAAACAAGCAGAGUUAUCUCAGUUUUUUGAUCUUCUAACUUUGGUUUUUGGCACUUUUGGUUUCACUUGUCUUAGCGGUACUUUUGUCCUUUGCAUGUUUUCUCUUUUAGCUCAUUUAAAUCUUAUUGAUUUAUUAUAAUAACCUUUGCAGUUAUAAAUGAUUGAUUUUUCUUUCGUUUUUUUUAUA